AUGCAUCCAAGACUCUCUUACCCCCUUACAUCCCCCUUGACCCUACUCUCUCUCACCGUCAAUGCAUGCCCUCUGGUAUUAGAAAUUUCAACCCCGAGAAACAGAUAUUCCCCAUCCACUCUCAUGAUCUUGUAAAGCUCUGUCAGAUCUGCCCUCAGCCUCUGAGGUUUCAGAGAAAACAGCCCAGCCUCUCCUGAUAGCACAUGCCCUCUCAACCAGGCAGCGUCCUGGUACCUCCUCUGCAACCCUCUCCUGUGCUUUGUUAGACUCUGACUUUCAACGCUUUACAUACUUGUUCUUUUCCUUCUGACUAAAUUCAUCGUCUCUCUGGACAUCGAAGGUUCUCUUACCUUUCCAUCCCCAUCCUUCCUUCUGACACUGGACCUUUCCCGUAAUCUGUGGGAUUGAUCCUUAAGCACCCUUCACACGACUGACGCGGACUUGCCGGAGAAAAGGUGUUCCCAAUGAACUCUUCUUAGUUUCUGCCAAAUGCUCUCGUAAUUUGCCCUGUUCCAAUUUGAAGCUCUCCCGCAAGCACCAUAUCUACCCUUAUCGACAACUAUCCUGCAAGUUAAGGAGUUCUGAUUACUUGUCCCUAACUGAAAGAUCAGUCAGUCUCCUGGUCACCCAGCAUCAGGUCCAAUAUGACCUCUCCUCCCGUUGGACCGUCCGCAUAUUGAUUUAAGAAACCUUACAGGAUACACUGAACAACUUCUACCCCAUCUAACCCUAACCCUUACAGGAAGAAGGUCCCAAUUUAUAUUAGGGAAGCUGAAAUUCCCCCUUGACAACAACCCUACUCCCACACACUCUUCCUCCGGGGAGUUUCACAUUCCCCCAUCCCAUAUACUAUCCCCCUAACCCUGAGCCUACUUCACUCCUCCUCCCGGGAGUUUCACACUGGGCGGAAUGUGUGACGGAGAUGAGGCAUCUCCUCCUCCUACGAACUAUCUUCCCGCCCUUCCCUCCUGAUUUUGCAUUUGGGAUCAGGACCGCGGCGAUGUCCCGGACUGUGCGCCAGUGCAUUGUGGAGGCGCUGGAGAACCUGGGCAGGUCGCAGCUGCGGCGCUUUAAGGAGGACCUGUCCGAGGUGCAGUACCGGCCCGGUUUCGGUGCCAUCCCCCGGGGCCGGCUGGAGGACGCUGACGCCCAGGACCUCGGCCGCCUCCUGGUCAGCACCUACCGGGACGGUUACGCGGCCGAGUUGACGCUGCAGGUGCUGGAGGCGCUGCCGGAGCGGGAAGUGGCCGACUCGCUGCGGCGCUCGCUGCCCUCGCCGGCCGGGGGACAGGCCCCGAAGACUGGAUUCAGUGGGAGUGCCGGGGGACAGGCCGCGGCAACCGGAGCGAGCGCCAAUGCCCACCCGGUGGAUCGCUACUUCGCGCAGAUUGUGCAGCAGUUUCACUCCACGGAGAUAGUGUUGGACUCGCUACUGGGCAGUGGGGUUCUCACCGCUGAACACUACGACCGCCUCCGCGGCAAGACUUCGCGGCAGGACAAGAACCGGGAGUUGCUGCUGUUCAUCCGGGGGCAGGGACUUCAAGCGAAGGAGCAGCUCUGGAACGCCAUGCGUGAUGCCGACCCGUACUUCGUGGGAAACCUGACCGGGCAGUGAGAGCGGAUUCCGGGCUUAAAUCCCCCACAGUGUCCGGGGGAGGUUCCGGUUCUACUAAGAGAGGCCUCUUGACAAUAAAAUAAGGAAUUUAUAGCCAGACGUCUGAGUUAUUGAACGCAGUAACGGUUGUAAUCGAUUCCCACAAGCCGACACACACCUCCUAUCCAUAAGAUUAUAAAACCUGGGGGCGGGACUGGCCAUUCAGCCCGUCUAGUCUGUUCCGCCAUUUCAUCGUGGUUGAUUUGCUAUCUCUCUCAACCAUAUUCUCCCUGUAACCUUUGACGCGCUGACUAGUCAAGACUCUAUCAAUCUUUGCUGUGGCACUGACUCAGCACCUCUCUGUUCCGAGUCGGUCUCCUCUGGUCCUACACUCUCCCUCUCUAUCUAGGCCUUUCAAUAUCCGGUAGGUUUCAUUGAUACCACCGUCCUAAACUCCAGAGAGUACAGGCGCAGAGCCUCGCCCGUUAACCUUUUCAUUCCCGGAACCAUUCUCGUGAUUUUCCUCGGCAUGUUUCCAAUGCUACCGCAUGCUUUCUUAGCGAGGGAGCCCAAACCAGCCCACAGCACUCCAACCACAAACAAUCACACAGAAUCCUGGAGCAGCUUCAUUCCUUCUGACAGAGUGCAUGAGCAUACACUCCCCGGAAAAGGAGAGUGAGGAGUCGGGAAUGGGAGCGACAGGCACCAGGAACCGGACCCCACGGCAGUACUGCACACCCCGUAGACCUGCACCACUACGAGAUCGUGCAGCGUUUCCACUCGGCCGACAGCGUGCUGGACCGGCUGCUGGGCCGCGGCACCAUCAC
This is a messenger RNA of Hypanus sabinus (Atlantic stingray), 2421 nucleotides long. RefSeq names its product apoptosis-associated speck-like protein containing a CARD. The record is from RefSeq and is a predicted model, not a curated record. Gene Ontology annotation, biological process: regulation of apoptotic process. NCBI's taxonomy places the organism in Eukaryota, Metazoa, Chordata, Chondrichthyes, Myliobatiformes, Dasyatidae. Bases 923 to 1615 code for a protein of 230 amino acids. The transcript is spliced from 6 exons. Gene Ontology annotation, cellular component: canonical inflammasome complex.